CGAGUCAUUGUAAAAAGUAUUUAUAUAAACCGCCAUUUUUUUUUAUUAUUUAUUUUUUAGUUAGUGCAGUUUAUUGCAUAGUUUCAGUCGCUAUAUCUGGUACAUGACCUUGUGUAGUAAUGAAAGUGCACGCAAAAGUAAUGAAAGCAUUCGCUGUUCACUGUCAUAGGUGACAUUUUAUACCCGAAGGUGUUUCUCGGAAUAAAAACUCUUAAAUGGUAUUUUUUAAGUAUUCUCUUGGGAAAUCUAACUGUUAUUCUCCAAAGUAUAUUGUGCCUCUACAAUUGCUACGAGUAGGCAGCAAAAUACGAGGGUUAAGGAUGGCUAUUAUCUUUUUAGUUUGGACUAAAAAGCUUAGCUAAUCUAGUGAUACUUAAGCAGCAACAGUCAAGAAUUCGACUUAGCGUUUUUGGAUAGUUUAAAAGUCCCAAGACACGUGUUCGACUCGCUGUCCUUGAUCAGUUUUGGGAUCCGGUUUAGUAGUAACACAGGACGUACCUUCUAUACAAUUUCAUUUACAUUCUUCCUUGGUUCGUAUAGGGCAGAACAAAAAUUCAGGAUUUAUAUAUGGAGUUUGUCAAAAAGUGGAUAAUUAAGUGGAAGUUAAUAAAAUGGAAUUUUCUACAAUUCUGAUAUUUUAUAUUUUAUUAGAAAUAUCAUCAUCUUCGUACCAACCAGUCAUUCCAGAAUACCAAGCCGUUUUCGGCGGAAAAGUAGUACUACCAUGCAAUGUCAGUAUCCGUACAGUCGAAGAAGAUAUUUCCAUCAUCCUUUGGUAUAAAGGCGACUUCGGAGUACCAAUCUACACCUUAGAUUCCAGAAAGAGUACACUUCAAAAUGCCAAACAUUUUCCAAGUACGGAAUUGGAUUCCAGGGCACAUUUCGACGUGACUUCAAAAAUUCCUAGAUUGGUUCUAGACCCGGUCAAAAUAGAAGAUGCCGGUGAAUACAAGUGCAGGGUAGAUUACAGGCGAUCGAGGACAGUACUCAGGCGUCUAAGACUUCGAGUCAUAGUACCACCCAAUGAUGUUAUUAUCAAAGAUGAACACGGGCAGAGGAUGAGAGAUAUCAUAGGCCCUUACGAUGAAGGAUUUUAUUUAAUAUUAAUAUGCGAAGCUGAAGGUGGUUCACCACCUCCUUCAGUUACCUGGUGGAGAGGGUCUACAUUACUAGAUGACAGCUACAAACCAACAGUUAAAGGUGUCGUCAGGAACGAACUGACUCUUAAGAAUUUACAAAGAUCUUUCCUUAUGGAAGUUUUCUCUUGUCAAGCAUCCAACACAAACUUAACGGUUCCAAAGACUAGUUCUGUCAUCCUAGAUCUUAACUUGAAGCCACUCGAAGUGUACAUCAUCGAAUCGAAUCGACCCGUAUCAGCUGGACAGGAAGUAAAAUUAGUUUGUGAAAGUACCGGUUCGAGGCCUCCCGCACAUUUAUCGUGGUGGAAGGACGGCAAGAAGCUAGAAUCGUACAAGGAGAGCGUGUCAGAUGAUGGAAACAUCACCACCAGUUUGCUAACAUUCACACCUUCUGUUGACGACAACGGGAAAUCUUUGUCUUGCAGAGCAGACCAUCCGACGUUGCCAAAUAGUGGAAUUGCUGAUAGAUGGUUACUCAAUGUACACUAUGCGCCCAUAUUGAAUUUAGCACUUGGAGCAAAUAUAUUGAGAUCGAAAAUUAAAGAAGGUAGCGACGUUUACUUCGAGUGCAACAUUAAAGCAAAUCCUAGAGUAACAGAAUUGGGAUGGAUUUUCGAUGGUAAACCACUCUUCAGCAAUACGAAUCCCGGAAUAAUAAUGAUUAAUCAGUCACUUGUAUUACAAAAGGUGAAGAAGGAUCAUCGCGGUCAUUAUAGAUGCAUCGCAUCCAAUUCGGAAGGUGAAGGAAAGAGUAAAGAUGUACAACUUGAAGUUCAGUAUGCGCCAGUCUGCAAAGAAGGACAAAAGAUACUUUAUGGAAUUGGUAGAGAUGAAACUGUAAAUGUGUCGUGUGAAGUGGAAGCUGAUCCAGAUGAAGUCAGCUUCAGGUGGUUAUUAAAUAACACGGCAGAGACUGUAGAAAUUAGAAAAUUUACCACUAAUGGAACUAUGAGUACUGUCAAAUAUAAUCCUAAAUCUAUGAUUGGAUAUGGUGGUUUAUACUGCUGGGCAAGAAACGAAAUAGGAGUUCAGAAAGAACCAUGUAUAUUUAGGAUGCUUCCAGCCAGUCCUCCAGAGCUAGUGAAGAGUUGUCGAAUAACCAAUCAAACAACCACUUCUUUCACGAUUAUUUGCGAACCAGGAUACGAUGGAGGGCUUAAACAACAGUUUUACUUAGAAGUAUAUACUUCGGCUGACAAACAUCUUCUGACUAAUUUAACAUCUGCAGACGUCCCACUUUUCGAUGUAUCGAAUUUACCAUCGGGUACAGCAUUUCUUUUGAUGGUUUACUCCAAUAAUGCCAAGGGUAGAAGCAAUUCGGUAGCAUUGAUGACUAGUACAUUACAUCCGGCAGAAAGAAGAACAGCCGAUAGAGAACAUCCGACUGUUAGUCCGAUAUUGGGAUUGUUAAUUGGAGUUGUUGGUGCUCUAGUAUUGGUUGCUAUAGCUGUAGUAGUUGUGAUGAAAGUUCAAGGAAAGGAUUCCGAUCCAGGUAAUGUAUCCGAGUAAAUCCAAUAAAUGAUUUAUUUCGCUGGUUUUUAUUUAUUCAGAGAUCAAUUCACUAUUUCAUGCUUGUAUAUAAAAGUCUUGUCAGUUUGCUUCUAACGAGCUAACAAGACUUCUUACCAACUCAUAUCAAUUUCUAGUAUAGUUAUAAAAGAAGAUUAUUUUAUUUGUAAGAUUCUAAUAA
Molecule: messenger RNA, 2829 nt
Organism: Centruroides sculpturatus (bark scorpion)
Lineage: Eukaryota; Metazoa; Arthropoda; Arachnida; Scorpiones; Buthidae
Product: hemicentin-2-like
Exons: 11
Coding region: 612-2648 (678 amino acids)
Molecular function (GO): protein binding
Source: RefSeq, a predicted model, not a curated record